Magnolia sinica is the source of this 2746-nucleotide messenger RNA. Its product is annotated as triacylglycerol lipase OBL1. The coding region runs from base 129 to 1700 and encodes 523 amino acids. Gene Ontology annotation, molecular function: triacylglycerol lipase activity. NCBI's taxonomy places the organism in Eukaryota, Viridiplantae, Streptophyta, Magnoliopsida, Magnoliales, Magnoliaceae. The transcript has 5 exons. Gene Ontology annotation, biological process: lipid metabolic process. The record is from RefSeq and is a predicted model, not a curated record.
GAUGACACCUAUCCCGAUGUAUAAAUCCACUUGAUUUCAGUGCACACGUGUAACCACCCUUAUCUAUUUGGUUUCAUGACUCAUGAUGCGUGUGAUCGAGGGAGACGAUCAGAGAAGAGACUUCUCUAAUGGCUACUGCCAUUCCUCCCCUUUAUGAGAGCGAUGGAGAGCCGUCGAAGAAGUGCCGAUAUCUGAUCGUGUGGCCCCACAAAGGCCGGACCAUCGACGUGCUCCACUUCUUGCUAUCGCCAGAUGGGCCCAGAGAGACCUCAUUCCUUGAGAGCUCGGAUGAGUUGGGCCCCAUCCCAGGGGACCAUAGAUGGGUGAUUGUUGUUUCGAUUAUCGUUCGGAGGAUCAUAGCGAUUUUCGGUAAGCCGACGGAGUGGACCGGGUUCUUGAUUGAGUACCUCUUGAAUUUGCUAGCAGAGAACGGUGAUCUGCUGGGGUUAGUGUACAAUAUACUCAGAGGGAAAGUUGUAAUGCCACAUAGAAAUUCAGAGACCUUCAUUAGCGCGAUUGGGCACUUAGACGGGCGAAUAGACCUCUACAAGGGUGGCUCACUGAGUGGACUCACCGGAGGAAUCGGUGAUGGGACGGGGAACAGGGCACUUAUGGACCUUUGCAUGAUGACCUCCAAAUUAGCCUAUGAAAAUGCUCUUGUGGUUAGAAACAUCGUUGUCCAUCAUUGGAAGAUGCAUUUCGUGGAGUUCUACAAUGGUUGGAAUGAUUUCGAAAAGGAUUACUCCACCCAAGUUUUCAUCCUUUGUGACAAGCCCAAAGAUGCUAGUCUAGUUUUGAUCAGCUUCCGGGGUACCGAGCCUUUUGACGCUGACGAUUGGAGCACCGACUUUGACUACUCUUGGUUUGAGAUCCCAGAACUAGGCAAGGUCCACAUGGGAUUCCUAGAGGCCCUAGGAUUGGGCAAUCGGGCCGAGGUUACCACCUUUCAGGAGCUCCUCCAGAUUGGAGAGGACACUUCAAAUGGCAGAAAACAGCCCCCUCAGAGUGCCAUGGCUUCUGACUCUCAAUCUGAUUCAAAGGACGAUGAGGAUGGUGUCCUACCAGAAAUGGCCAAGAUGACCGCGUACUAUGCGGUCAGGAGCAGGCUCAGGAUCCUACUCAACGAGCACAAGAAUGCGAAAUUCAUCGUGACGGGACACAGCUUGGGUGGGGCACUAGCGAUACUAUUCCCAGCAGUACUGCUGUUACACAAGGAGAAGGAGAUGAUGAAAAGGCUGUUGGGGGUGUAUACUUUCGGUCAGCCUAGAGUAGGGGACAGGCAGUUGGGGAGCUUCAUGGAAGCUCAUCUGAAUGUCCCAGUUCCAAGAUACUAUAGAUUGGUUUACAGCAAUGAUCUGGUGCCAAGAUUGCCAUAUGAUGACAAGACGUUCCUGUAUAAGCACUUUGGGCUGUGCCUCUACUACAACAGCUGCUACGUUGAGCAGAAUGUGGACGAGGAGCCAAACAGGAAUUACUUUGGGCUGCGAUACGUGAUUCCGGAUCACCUGAAUGCAGUUUGGGAAUUGAUCAGGAGCAUGACAAUGGGCUACACACAUGGCCCAGAAUACAAGGAGGGCUGGUUUUCGAUAUUUCUUAGGACUGUGGGGCUGGCAAUCCCCGGUCUUUCAGCACACAGUCCUACAGACUAUGUGAACUCUGUAAGGCUUGGAAGGCAACGAGUUCAGAUGUCCUCUAUCUAAAGCUUGUUUUUCUUGCAGCUAAACAAAGACUAAGAUGAACAUCAUCAGUGAAAACAAAGUAAGGUGAGAUACAAAAGCAGGAAUUGGAGUGUGCUGUUGACAGUGUCAACAGUAAGGGUUAAAGAAACUACACAUCUUCUUUUUUUUUUAUUUCCAAUUAUUUUGAUUUGACCAUUCAGAAUCUGUACUGGAUUGAGACCUCUCUCUUUCUUGGUAGACGCAAGUUUUUGGUGGAGUAGACAUCUUUCGUUUGUUAAAUGUGUCACUUGAUAAAAAUAGAUUAAACUAGUGAUAGAUAAUGAGUUGCAUUAUUAAUGUCGAAGAGUUACCAGAAUUUGCAGGAAGUAGAAGCGGGUGUGGGCAACAAGUAGAAAAUAAACUUUUAUUACCAUUAGUUUCGAGGAAGCAUGAGAUUCCAAAGCAAUAGCAGCACUUCAAGUUGAAUAUUGUGUAACUAUAAAGGUAUUUCCACCCCCCCUAAAAAUGUUGUUUCUGCCCUUAAAAGGGUAAUUAGUGAUGACUUAUUUCAUUUCUGGGGUGCUUUUAUUGUCUCUGUAAUUACCAAUUAGUGCUUGUGGGGUUGGGGCUAACAAUUUAAGGGGGCAGAGAUAUCAGUUCCCAGCUCAAGCCAUCAUCUCUAGCUUCUGUUGCUAAGAAAUAACUUCUACCAAUACCCCACCACUACACGUUGAUGAUCAUGAAGGGAGAAGGUUUAUUCAAUGCUCAAUACAAAUAGUUCAUGCCUUGUGUCAAUAUCGGAUAAAGAACUAUAAAUAGACAGAAAUGUAUGUUUUGUUGGAAAAAAGACCUUCCAAACUGAAUAGGAUCUUUUUGAAGUGGAAAGAAUUCUGCGGCACUCAUUUGUGAAUCUUGAAUUUGGAAUGUCAUGUCCAUCACCAUCCCUUGUCUUCUUCAUCAUUAUUUCCAGAUACCAAUCUUGUCCAAGUUAAAUUGAGCCUUCUAGUGGUGGCGAUGACCUCAAGUUCUAACAUUGAGGUCACAGAUUCCAACUUCACCCAUUACCUAUUAUGAAAAAAAAAAAAGAA